This is a messenger RNA of Diabrotica virgifera virgifera (western corn rootworm), 12968 nucleotides long. RefSeq names its product transcription factor AP-4 (gene crp). The transcript has 7 exons. Gene Ontology annotation, biological process: regulation of transcription by RNA polymerase II. The record is from RefSeq and is a predicted model, not a curated record. The coding region runs from base 565 to 1539 and encodes 324 amino acids. NCBI's taxonomy places the organism in Eukaryota, Metazoa, Arthropoda, Insecta, Coleoptera, Chrysomelidae. Gene Ontology annotation, molecular function: protein dimerization activity; RNA polymerase II cis-regulatory region sequence-specific DNA binding; DNA-binding transcription factor activity, RNA polymerase II-specific. Gene Ontology annotation, cellular component: nucleus.
GGCAGACGAUGAGCGACUCUCACCAACCGAUUUGUACGCGACGUAAAUAGAUCCUCGAUGUUCAUGCUAAUAUCUCACAAAAUACUAAAUAUUUUAACAAAUUUUAAAAGGUUAUACCUUAGUUUAAAGUAUUCUAAGAGAAUUGUAGCGAUUAGUAUGAGAAUAGUUGUGUUUUAGCGAUCUCGGUUUUUGAUGCUACGGCGUAUGAAUAUUACAUUGGCGUCAACCUGGCCUCAGCUGUUUCCCGCCAAACGCCGCUACCAGAAAACUGCUGUGAGGCGUAGCGUAUGUUGGUUGUCCCGCGCUGCAACCUACUAUCAGUGAAUAAUUGUGAUUAACAAAUUUACAUUUAAUUGUCAGUGAUUGAAAACUCGUUAGUUAGUGCGAAAUAUGUCUGUUUACGUCAUGAAAGAAGAUAUAGUGUACGACGAAGGCAAUAGUGAUCAGAAGGACGUUUUGGGAAAUAUAUCCAGGUACGAACAUACUUUUUGAACAACUACUAGAUUGCCCACAUCAGACAUAUCCUUCAGGAUAAACAAGGGCGGGGAGCCGCCAACGGCCACGAUGGAGCAGGAGAAGCGAAUAAGGCGGGAAAUCGCCAACAGUAACGAAAGGAGACGUAUGCAGAGCAUCAAUAACGGGUUUCAGUCUCUGAGGAACCUUUUGCCACAUCAUGAGGGAGAAAAAUUGAGCAAGGCGGCAAUCCUCCAACAAACGGCUGAAUAUAUCUACUCAUUGGAACAGGAGAAGACCAGACUUUUGUCACAAAACUGUCAGCUGAAACGGCUAGUGAACCAACACGAAGGCGGCGAACUGCCACCCAAGAAGAGAAAGACUGAAUUGAUAAUUCCCACCAUUACGGCAGAAUCAUCAGACGAGGGCAUAGGUUCAAUGUCACCGGAACUCAUCGUAGUAAACCAACAACCUGAUAACACCACGGAGCUAAAGCAACAAUUAGAGCAGGAACGCAGCCUGCGGUUGCUAUUAGAAGACCAAGUGCGGCAGCUGGAAGAACAGCUCUUUCAAUCGCAGCGUCAACCGCAACCGCAAUUCUUGGAAUUGGAGGACACCGAUGCUGUUGGUAUGCAACUGAUAGCCGCGGAGAGUUUACCCAUCGGUCACACCCAGACGGUGGUAUGUAGUGCGUCGCCCGCCAAUUCCAGAAGUUCCAGUCCUAUUCCCGUGAUGCCAGAACAACAGAGGUUACCGUCGGUGUUGGAAGCGGCGAUUAAAGCUGAACCUAAGGUCGAAGUCGAAAGACUGCCCUCGCCGAACACUUCAACGCAUGAAGACAACAGCCGAGUGUACAACAUUUCAAACACUUCCAGGCAGAACCUCGAGACAAUCGUCGAGGCCAUCAGACACCUCGAAGGCAGUCAUAUGUUCGACGACGAACAAGAUGUCCCGCUUGCACUUACCACCAGAUCUGCGGAUAUCAAGCCGGACGUUCAUGCGGCCUACCUCGAGUUCAAUGCCACGACAGUUCAGCAAUACCAACAAUCCAGGCCGGGAGUGAUUGUCGUGAAACAAGCGUCGUGAUCGAAAAUCAUUCACUUCGCCAGUCUGCCAUCUAGCGGACAGGCGAGGAGACAGGACUAAAAAGUGACGGCUCCGGGCUCUUAGGUUACGUAGGGCCCGCCAUCUCGAUUAUGUUAAUCCAAAUAUAGCAAAAAAAAAUGUUAACGACAACGUUGAGCGCCAUUUUUUAUUUAAAAAUAUAUAAAAAUGGGCUGGCCUUUCAUGUGAAUGUUCUUUUUCUCUCUAAUUUAUUUUGUUCGUCCCUGUUAGAUUUAAGAGCCGGUGAAAUUUUCGUUACGUCAUUAUGCAACUGUUAAUUUAUUUCUAAUUUUUACUUUUUUUUUUAUUUUUAAGAUCGUUUUUGUAAACACUAGAUCUCGGAAGAUAAUUGAGGCCCUCAGAGCAACACUGGCCUAAGCCACAAAUUGAGCGUUUUUAGAUUAAUAUAUCAAUAAAAGCAGCAACAUUAAAUCUUCCAAUAUUUGGCUAGAUGGCGCUAUGAAAUUUGUAGCGCCUUCCCAUAAACAUAAUGGGAAUAAAAAUGCAAAGAUUGCAUUUAUCUCAAAACUUCGUUUUUGGGCUUAGGCCACUGUUGCUCUGACAGCCGCAAUUGUAAGAGGUACAAAUAAAAUUAUUUUAACAGAAACAAAAAUAGAUUUGAAAAAUCUAAUGUUUUUAUUGAUGUAAUUGUUCUAAUUCAGAUUUUCCGAGGUUUGAUGUACUCCUCAGUAGAAAAAUGUUAGAAUGAAGUAACUAAAACGUUCACUAGCUCAUAUGCUAUUGUUAACCCCAUCCAAAUCUGAAAUUUCGUAAUUUUUGGGCUACAUAAUUUAUAAUAAAAAAAUUAUUGGCUAUCAGUUCAGGCGGGAUCUCUUUUGAAGUGGUCAAUUUCCAUAGGAGUAUUUUUUUUCCUGGAGUUUACAAUGCACCUUGUAUCGAAUCGAUAAUCACGACAUGCGCCGGUCGCAAACAUUGUGCUUAAUUGUUUAUUUAACAAAAUCUGAAAAUAAUCUACAUUUUGAAUCGACAUACAUGAAUAGAGUCGUCUGAAUUUUGAUUAUUAACGGCAUAAACUGAUAUAAGUAAAGGUAAAGUUUUCAAUCCUAAUAGCAACAUUAAUGAUAUUGAAAAAUAUUAAAAAUAUUACUAAAAGAUUUUUAAAUUGAAAACUUAUUGGUCCAUUUCCCUGGUGACACCUCCAAGGCUUCUACAAUUUGCAAGCCAGAUGGAUGCUGUAGUGAAGACAAAGGGAAGGAAUUCUAAACGUUGCAAUUCACAACCCCCGUCUGUAGCUUGGUAAAGUUCCAACGGAAAAUGGACCUAGUUACUCUGUAGGAGUAAUACUAAUAUAAAAUAAAAAUGUAUACCAUUUAUAUUCAGUUGCAAUGCGAAGGCAAAACAAUCCUAUUUUUCACUUAGAAUAGGGAGCGCAUUCCAGCACUCUGAAUUGACGAUUUUCGACUCUUAUUGGAGUCAUCAUCGGAGAGGCGUAGGCCUGCUGCUCUCUACUAGAAUUGACCAACCAUGGAAGUUUAUACCCACACUGGGGAUAAGCAGCAGCCCUACGCCUCUCCGUAAAAUGUAAUUUCCAUAAACUUUAAUACAAUUUACACCGUUAUUAAUCGAAAUUCAGAGUUGGCGCAAUGAUAUGAAAUGAUUUUAAUUUUGAGACGAAUAUAUUUAUGUAAAUUUUAUCAUAUUUGCAAAAUAGUUAUGUAAAAACUAUUUAUACAAAUUAUAAAACGAUUAUAACCUACAUGUUUCAGUUGUGUUAAAAAGUUUUUCUACACGGAAUAUGAAGGCUAUAAGUUGUGUUUAAGGGGUUGAAAACAUUUAAAGAAAAAACUCCCAUUUUUUGCACUUUUUCCCCAUGACUGCUAUAUUUUAAAUAAUAAACAUUAAAUUUUCAAGUUCUAGCUAGCCAAAUAAUAUGUAAAAUUGAAAAAUGCAACUUUUUCCUUCUCAAUUUUUUUAGGAGCAUAUCUCUAGAGUUUUAGACGAAUAUAUGGGCGCACAAAGCAAAAGUUUUCAAUUUUUUCAGAUUUGUUACAUAGAAAAUUAAGCUCAAGGUUUGGGACUGGCGCCAAUCGUGAUUAUUGAUACAGGGUAGAUCCUGAAGCUGAAGUGAUUCCAUAGCAAAAAACUAGACUCGUAUGGAAAAUGUCCAUUAUCGUCUGAUUUUAAAUCCCGCCUGGACUAUAUGAAAGAUGGAAGGAAGUGUUUUAGCUAAAAAAUACAUGUUUUGGCCGUCUGAAAGUUGUAUUACCACGUAAACAAUUUUCUUUUGUUGGUAGAAAGUACCGGUCUCGAAAUAAAAUAUAAUUUGGCACUAAAUAGUUGAUAAGUGUUCGGAUGUGACAAAAACCUAUUAGUAUUUAAUAUUUUUUACCAACAACGGCAAAUUAUUGUUUCGUGUGAUUCAUUUCUUACCAAAGAAAAAGUAAAGUAACCGAUCAUUCGAAUAAAAUUGAUUUUUGGGGGUUGUUGGGUUGUACAGUUAAAUUGCUUUAUUUUUUCCCAAAAGAUGUAAAAUUUUACGUAAAUAGCUAUUGGCAUUUCGAUUCUAUCUUGAUGUUUGUUUGUUAAAAAUAGUACCAUCACACACAAAUAAUGAUUGAUGCUUUUUUUAAUCCUUUAUUAUAAAAUUUUGUAUAUUUUUUACCACGUUAAAUACGAUUAAUAUGAGUAUGUAGUGAAUAGUAACUAAAUAAGUCCGAUAGUUUGUUUUUAAACCAAGAGGAGUAAACUAAAAAGACAGAUUCACACCCAAGAAAGUCACUAGAAAUAUCACCAAAUACAUCUUUUUUUGGUUGAUCAUAUCGGCCUUCGACGGUGAUCCAUAGAUAUUAUAUUAUACUAAUACGUCUGUUUUUUAUAUAAACAAUUGUUUUUUAUAUAAAAGUAGACUAAAAACCUAAACAUUAAAGGAAGAACGCAGAAAACACAAAAAAUCGCCGAUAUAACUUAAUUAACCUAUGAAAUGGCAGUAGUGUCAACAUUUCAUAAAUGUCAUUAGCGUAAAAAUUUCAUAACGGUGGAGUAAACUUGUCUGAGGUUUGACUAAUUACAAACAAGUAUUACGGCGCGGUAAAUUUGAAUUACCCCUCUUGGUUUAAAGACAGACCAUAGUUAAAUCCGAGAAAUGUAGACCAAAUGAAAAUAUCCAUAUUGUAGAUUUUUACAAAAUUAAAUUAAAAAUUUGAAUAACAAUAUUGUUUAUAGUUCUAAAAAGAUUCAGUUAUUAAAAAGUAUUAAAAGUUAAAAUAAUAUUUUAUUUUCUAAAAAAAAAUAUGGCGCAUCAGUAGGAUUUCGAGAGUUGUCUUCUUGUUUUUUAGAAUUUUUGUGGAGUAGGUUCUUCAAGUCCACCGUUUUUUCAUUGAAAAAAUGGUGUGUUUGAAGAACAUCGGCAGCACAAAUAUCUACAACGUCCUUAGUUCUCUUAAAUUAUUUUGGUAACAGAGUUCCUGUUACAUACACAAUGCAUCCUUGUCACCCAGAACAUUUUUCUUUCUUCUGAACUAUUUCCAACCAGUGUAUACCUUAUGUGCCCUUAUCUUAUCCCUUGACGUACUGCUCCCCCAUAGGCUGAUCAGACAUUAGCGUAUUCCAGACUAAGUCUCAGAUUUAUUAGAAUUUCAAACUACUGCGUCAGUCUGUUUAUUUUUCUGUUCAUCGGGCUAGGGUUUGAACUCGCAUACCUCGCAGCGAAGCGAAGUGAGUCAGCCGCCUGUCCCGCUUGGCUAUCUGAUAAUAUUAAGUUAUAAUAGAUAAAUACUCUAAUAGUCUAAUUCAAAAAUGAAAUGAUUAUUUCUAAAAAAUCAAUCAUUAUUUGUUACACGACCGUACUAAUUGAUAUUUUUGAGAUAUUGUAAAUUUAGCUAUACAUAUAAGAAUCUUUAUUGAGCUUUCGUAUUAUCUUUAAACCAUUAUAAAAUUAUAUGGAUGGGGUUAAAACAUUUCAGUGUUAUGCUCGGUCUUCAGAUUGUUUCAUCUUUUCCUUACCGGUUUAUACAUAACAUUGUACAUAUUUCUUAUGGAUCGUUUGUAUAUGUUUUCGCUAGAUACAUUGCCGUACUGAAUUGCCAAAUUUUUAGACAUUAUACUUUUACUUUUGUAUCACUUUAAGAGUUACUAAAUCUUAAGUGUUAUAUAAUAAUUUAUUGAAAAAAUCUGUGCAUGUGGGAAUUGAGUCAAAAUAAAUAAACCUUGCGUGAAAUUUGACAAAAAUAUUGGAAUGGUAUCAGAUUGUUAAAUAUUUUAAAUACUAAUUGAUACUAACCAAAAUUGUUUUAAAAAGUAAUAAUUAUAGUUGCUUUUCAUAUACACUCACUGGCAAACCUAACCGCCCACUUUAUAUUCUUUAAAUUUGCAGAAAUUGUCAAUCUUGGACUAAAUUUUAUGAAAUAUACGGUGAAAACUACCGUUGAGGAAGAAAAAACAAUAUAAUUAUUGAAAAAAAGUCAAAAAUAAAAAUGUAUAACAUUUUUAUUCAGUUGCAAUGCGAAGGCAAAAACUGUCUUAUUUUUCACUUAGAACAGGGAGCGCAAACCAGCACUCUGACUCGACGAUUUUCGACUCUUUUUGGAGUCAUCAUCGGAGAGGCGUAGGCUUACUGCUCUCUGCUCGAAGUGACAAAACCACGAAAGCUUAUCCCCGAGUAGGUGACUUGCGUCAUCUGGCCACUGAAAGGCAAAGUUUUCAACCUAAUAUAAACAUUAAUAAUAUUGAAAAAUAUUAAAAAUGUUACAAAAAGAUUUUUAAUUGAAAACUUAUUGGUCCAUUUCCCUGGUAACACCUCCAUGGCUUCUAAAAAUCGCAAGCCAGAUGGAUGCUGCAGUGAAGACAAUAGGGAAUUCUAAAAAGUUGUUAUUCACAACCCCGUCUACAGCUUGGUAAAGUUCCAACGGAACUACGCCUCUCCGAUGAUGACUCCAAAAAGAUUCAAAAAUCGUCGACUCAGAGUGCUGGUUUGCGCUCCCUGUUCUAAGUGAAAAAUAAGACAGUUUUUGCCUUCGCAUUGCAACUGAAUAAAAAUGGUAUACAUUUUUAUUGUAUUAUUAUUACUCCUAUAGAGUAACUAGGUCCAUUUUCCGUUGCAACUUUACCAAGCUAUAGACGGGGUUGUAAAUUGCAACUUUUAGAAUUUCCUCUUGUCUUCACUGCAGCAUCCAUCUGGCUUGCAAUUUUUAGAAGCUAUAGAGGUGUUACCAGGGAAACGGAACAAUUUUUAAUUUAAAAAUCUUUUAGUAAUAUUUUUAAUAUUUUUCAAUAUUAUUAAUGUUUAUAUUAGGUUAAAAAAUUUGCCUUUCCGAAAAAAGUCGUUUACCAAGGGAUAUUUAGCAAAAAUUCAAUGUUUAAAAAUCUUCGAAGAAAAUUCAAACAAACAUAAUUUUGAAAAUCAUAGUCCAAUUAAAAAAAUUAUGAGUAUUAAUAAAGGGUAUUGCCACCUCUGGCCCUUAACCCCUUCGGACCGCCAUUCGGCAAGUCGGCUCCUAUAUACGGAUUCGACCGUUUACCGAGCGGCUUCGCGCGCAUCGCACAGUAUCACACUACAACUAAUGUAAAGUUAAUGUAAUAACACUAAUUUUAGAAAUAAAACUAUUUUUAUUAAAUUUAUUAUUCUACAUAGUAUGUGAGUUGAAUUAAAUUUUAUCCAUAAAAUACCAUUUUAAACAAAAAUUAGUAAAAAAGAUAAACAAGAUAAUUCGGAUGGAAUUCCCCAGAUUAUUUUGUGCUUGAUAUCGUCGCAGUCUCCUAUCUGGGAAAUUCCAUCCGAAUUAUCUUGCAAGGGAUAGUAAGGUAAGUUGUAAACAGCAGCACAGUACCUUCACCUCCCACACAAUCCCAUCAGACAAACAUCCAAACAAUCUUAUCACCAAUCAAAUUAACUAAAUCUAAUCUCCUUCUGGACAUCACCCACUUUUGGACGUGGUUUCCCCACUUUUAAAUUUGAAUAAGGUAAUUCGGACGGAACAAAAAUACCUGAAAUAUGAUGAAGAUGGUGUCACCGACUUAUGGCGAACGAAAACUCAUGAUGCUCCCAUGUGCAUCACCGUACUGACCGGACAGUCAAGCAUGAUGCACACGGGUGCAUCACCGUACCGAAGGGGUUAAGGACUUCUUGGAGCCUGUUCGCCAAUCUAUUUACAAUAUCCUGGACAUCCGAUUGGGAGAUAUUGUGCCACUUCUCCUCCACAGCCGUCUUGAGCUUUCCGAAUGAUGUAGGGGCUGGUACUCUUGCACUUAACCGUUUUUUGAGAUUGUCCCAAAUUCCCAAAUGUGUUCAAUUGGGUAAGGGUACACACAUAGUGCAAGCGGUUUCCGCUUACGGACAAACCGCGCGAAUCUGAGCGGUUAUCGCGCGCGUGAAUGGUAACACAGUGAAUACGGGUAAAAGCGAGAAAAAUCGUUCAAAUCUGUCAGUUGCGUCUACAACUUCCGGCAAAAUAUCGUCUUCUGAUGACGAUAUUAUUGUUUUUGAUUCUAUUUUGACUAAAUUGAAAAGAAAACAAGUUGUAAAGUAAAAAAAAGUUGUAAAUUGUAAAGAAAAAAAAAACAAGUAAAAAUAAAAAAAACAAGUAAAAGUAAAAAUAAGUAAAAAAAAAGUUGUAAAUUGAAAAGAAAACAAGAUUAUUAUGUUCUUAAUCGCGAAAGAAUAAUUUAUGGAGAAUAUCAUCAUAUAUUUCAAAACUUAAAAUAAGAUAAUGAAAGAAAGUGAAAUAUCGUUCUCCCUUGUGUCCCAAAUCCCUGGUCUUUCAAAAACUGCAGUAAUCAAUGCCUCCUUAUUCAUUUUACAAACGCUAAACCCGCGCUACAAAAAGCGGAAAUAAACUAAAUUUAACUAAGUACGCGUACAUGUAAAAACGUGCAUUCAUUUUGAAAACGUAUAAAAGCGGGUCAGCGCGGUUUGACCGUAAGCGGAAACCUCUUCAACUGUGUUCGUUUACUUACGAUCGGCACUGCGUGCCGGUCAUGGUAAUACUUGAAUCCCAACCUCAUCACUUGUCACAGUUGAUUCUUGUGGUAUGGCAAUGUGCAUUGUCAUGCAUUAUAAAGUUAUAUCUAAAGUGUCACCGAUGAACGGUGCGAACGGCAUGACAUGUUCUUGGAGAACUUCUUCUACGUAUCUUCUUCAAGCAUUCACACUGUCACUAUCGAACACAGCAAGAUCGGUACGAGCUUCGUUAGAGAUACCUUCCCAAAUCAUUAUUGACCCUACUUUUCGGUCAUAGUGCAUGAAGCAAACCUUUCAUUUUAACGCCUGUAGACACGAGGACGUCCAUCUGGACCUCUUAGGGCUAUUCUGCUCUCGUCUGAGAACACUAUGUUCUUAGUAUAGCUCUACGGUGUUGGGGGAGCAGCUGUGUGGCGCGCUCUGAAGGGAAAACCCUCAAAUUUCUUUCUGCUAGUCUUCUUCUAAUUGUACGUUCACUCGCACUAUCAUUUCUCACCUCAAAAAGACGCGUACGAGCUUCAGGAGCGGUGCAAAAGCGAUUUCUCAGCACGUUGCUGACAAUGAAGCGGCUAUCUCGAAUUUUAGUCCAUAGAUGUCGGCCUUGAUCUGGCCUGCGGGUGUAUGAAUCUGUCUCCCGAAAUUUUCUGAUAGCAUCCCGUACCGUAGUUCAGCCCCUAUCGGAGAACUCAAAGACAGCUGCUGUACAGGAGUGGCAUAAUAUUUCCGAAUCGGAUAUCUAGGAUAUCAUGAUUGCCAAGAACCGGCCCCAAGAAGUUUUAAGGGCCAGAGGCCGUAACACGCAUUAUUAAUACUCGUAAUUCUUUUUAAUUAGACUAUGAUUAUUUUCAAAAUCAUGUUUGUAUGAAUUUACAAACACUGGAUUUUUGCUAAGCAUCCCUUGAUAAACGACAUUUUUUUUUCAAAAAUUUUACUGUUUUCUCUUCCUCAAAGGUAGGUAGCUUACUAGUUUUCACCGUAUCUUUCAUGAAAUGUGGUCCAAGAUUGACAAAUUCUGCAAAUUUACAGAAACCCAAGGAGGGCGGUUAAUGUUGCCGUGAGUGUAUUGUAUGUGGCUAGGAGCCAGCAACAUUUGCAACUGUUCAUACAUUUCUACAAUAUUACUUGAAUUGGUCAAGGAAAAGAUGGAAGUAAAUAUUAUAUAGUAUAUAUACAUACAUGACGAUUUUUUAAAUAUUUUUUGUUACUUAAAAGAAGUAAAGUUUCUUUUUUAUUUGAAACGCCAAAAAUAUAUAUUUAUCAUUAUAUUAGAAAAUAUAGUGAAAACGUUUUGUUCCUUUUUUGUACAUAUUUAUAAUUUUAGAUUUGGCCGCGUAGUCGCGCCACUUAGCAUAGUUUCUGUGUUCAGUCAGUGCACGAUCUGAAUGCAUGGGAAAAGUUUUUCUUUUUUAGUUGUUUUUCAUUCUGCAUUUGUUUUCUAGAUGGAUUUUAGUCCAAAUAAUCAUAUGCAUUGUUAGAAAUUAUAAAUACACAUGACAUACAAAUUCUAUGUGUUUUAAUGUAACAUAUUUGAAGUUAAAUUCAUCUGGCACUUAUAGUACAUAUUCAAUUAAUGAAUCUUCUUGUUAUAUCCUAUCAAACUGCGCCAUUUUUGAGAAAUUCUGUAAUUCGACAUGAGGUGUUGGUGUUUGUUAGCAAAAUAAUCUGAUUUUUCCUAUUUAAAAGACUAUUAGACUAUUAUUGAUGGUACAACCUGCUAUAUGCGAAGAAAAGUCUAAAAUCUGACUGCACAGAGUAAUGAAAUUACACCAAUACAGUAAUGUAUAAAGCUCCAAUGUUCGUCAGCAUCAUGCAGCCUCUUCCGUCCACCGCUGGACAUAAGUCCCAUUUUUCGCCACCCUUCACUCUGUUUAAUGUCGUAUUAGUCUCUCUACGUAUUUUAGUCUCGCUACGUGACCUGCCCAAUUCGACGACAUCAGUGAUACCUGUUUUUUUCCUCGGGUCUUGAUUUCUUAUUUUGUCUUUUUUUUUGUUACCCGAGAAUCGAUCUUUCCAGGCGCCUUUGUGCCACUCGCAUUUUUAGUGCUGUUGUUUUUGUGAGCGUGAGAGUUUCUGCUCCGUAUAAUAUCAUUAAUAGGAAAAACGCAUCGGUAAAAUGUUUUCCGUUUAAUAGCUAUCGGGAUGUUGCCCUUAAAGAUGUCUCUUAGUGAACCACACGCCACCCAAGCAAGUGUUAUUCGUCAUUGAAUGAGGCGAGAUAUAUGUACUUUUCUGUCAAUAAAUUUUGGAUGGUUAGGUGUUCGCUGGAAAUUAAAUUUGUCUAAAAGUUUAUAUAUGUUAAUAUAAAUUCUUAACGACAAAUGAUGCUUAAAAACAAUAAUUAAGUACAUCAAGUAGGUUGUUCUUGUCAUUCGAUGAAGAAAGGACGAGUUUAUGAUUUGCAAUACAUAUAAUUUUUAAUUUAAGAUUCUUGAAGUAAUGAUUUAGUGUAUAUCCCACGCACAAAUUUUUUGAGAUUGAGAACAGCCAAAUGUCAGAGGGUGCUAAAGCUGGUGAAUAGGUUGAAAGUUGCAACAAUUUCUAUUGUAAUUAGUAAUUUUUGUCACUGGUUUCAGAUCACUAACAUUUACUUGGCCCAUUUCCGGGCUCUAACUCACUUAAGUGUUGAAAUAUUUCAAGUUUUCAAGUGAAAUGUUUCAAGUGUGUUUUUUCAAUUGUGAGUGAAUACGGCACCCAUUGUUGCUUUUUGAGACCCACAACUUCAGCCAAAAUAUUUCGUAUACUGCUUAAUGAAAUUUUACUAAAUUUGCUUCUUUACUGGGUUAUUCGACGAUAUUUCAGAACAUUAUCCUAUAUUUGAUGCACUUUUUGUACGUCAUUCAAACAAAUCGUCUUUAAGACGAUUUUAUGAAGAAGUAUAAAUUGAGCAACCCAUUUUUCUAGUGGGAGAAUUGAAGGUGAGGAGUCCUUAUAUACUUUUAAGAAUCGUUUUGGUGCUACAGCUUCCACUAGAUUAAAUUUUUCCACUAAGAAAUACUAUGCCACGCCAGCUUCAAUAAAUUAGUAAAUAUAGGAAUGAGCUGACAGAUUUACAUGAAUAAAAAAAAAGAAAUACCCGUUUAUUGUACUAAUAUUAUGCAAAUGUCAAACAGUAUUUACAGUCUUCUUUCUUCUUCUUGUUAACGUUCCGUUUCUGCACAGCUUAAUGUAUGGGACCGCACUUCUUUGGGUACCUGAUCCUCUAUGCUGCUGGGCUCCUGGACAUCUGUUUCUGUUGGUACUAUUUUGCUACGUACUUUCCCUUCCACAUAAAAUAUACGUUCGUCUUGACAGUAGUAACAGUUUUAGAAAAAUAAAACGCCAUCUCUCAUCGAGCGACAAAAAUUAUUGAACAAGCUUUGAGGCGAUUCGGGACAUAACCGGUAAUCACAUCCUAACUCAGACCAGAAAAACAUGUUUGCCUCUCAAUUAAUUCGAUAAGUAUAGUGUAUUACUUGUCAUAUGAUUCCAUUUUUAAAUAAUUUUACAAAUUUGUGUACCAACUUUAGACGGGUAAUAUUUUAUGAAAAUUAGUCACAACUUUAAUAAAUGGUUAAAAUCCUUAAAUCUAUGUCAUUAUUUUGAUUUUAUAUACGGAGUAAAUAUAAAUAACUUUAGUUUUCCUUAAAUAUGCAUAUGUUUCUCGAAAAUCCAUCUAGAAACACACAAACAAUAUUUAUCUACAUCUUGUACAUAACUUAAAAUUUGGUAUACGUAUGAUGAAGUUUGAAAAUAAUUAUAAUAUUGUUUUUCGUUAUGCCAUAGGUACGUAGUUUAAACAGGAAAAGUCAGGUGUGGUGGUCUCAUAAUAUACUUAUUGAAUUAUUAAUUGUCGAACUACUAGUUUUAAAGGUUACUUCAGACCGAUUCUGUUGUGUGCUUUAUAUAAUUUAAUCAUGUAUAGUUUCUUUACUACAAACAUACGAUUACGUCAUUCAAGAUUUCUGACGUCAGAGCGGUGCUAAAACGUUAUAGUAGGACUUUUCGUCAUGGCCAUGUUCCUCGUACAGUGAGAAGUUAGGCAUCAUUCAUUUUUCGUUGUUCUUCUUUACUGUACAAAUAAUAUCUAUAAUUCUUAUUAAAGUAAUAUAUAACUAAUAGAGAUGAAAAUCAUGUUCUGUUUUGGCAAUGCUCUGAAGUCAGAAAUAUUCAAUGAAGUAAGCUUAUUUUUGUAGUAAAAAAACUAUGCGUAUGGUUAGCGUAGUGUCUUAAAUAUAUUUGUUAUAAAAUAUUCAGUUCGUGGAAGUUAGAUAUAUGUUUUGAAUUAAAAACUUUCAGUAAUAACCAAUGCAGGUCAGACAUGUUUUUGGGACCAUCAUACUCUCGACUAAAUGUAAUUUUUUAUGACCACAACACACAUACAGACUCAAAAUUUAUAUGCUGCAUGAAAAUUUAUGUUAUUGUUUUGUUUUGUAAAGGCUGUCAGCAUUUUCUGCAAUUUUUAUUUGUAUUUUUUUUUUCUCAAUAAAAUAAUUCAUAUAAUCAUGCCUGACAAGUA